CAGGCUGCUAGGAAGUGAAAAGUGAACCUGGACCCAGCUCAGCGGCAGCAGCAGCGGCAGCAGGCAGCAGCCUCUAUCCUCUCCUCCAGCCACAUGGGCCCCCGGAUGGCGCUUCCCCGCGUGCUCCUGCUCCUGUUCUUGCACCUGUUGCUGCUAGGAUGCCGUUCCCAUCCACUGGGUGGCGCUGGCCUGGCCUCAGAACUGCCAGGGAUACAGGAGCUGCUGGACCGCCUGCGAGACAGGGUCUCCGAGCUGCAGGCGGAGCGGACGGACCUGGAGCCCCUCCGGCAGGACCGUGGCCUCACAGAAGCCUGGGAGGCGAGGGAAGCAGCCCCCACGGGGGUUCUUGGGCCCCGCAGUAGCAUCUUCCAAGUCCUCCGGGGAAUACGCAGCCCCAAGACGAUGCGUGACUCUGGCUGCUUUGGGCGGAGGCUGGACCGGAUCGGCUCCCUCAGCGGCCUGGGCUGCAAUGUGCUCAGGAGGUACUGAGAAGUCCUGGCUGACAACCUCUGUGUCCGCUUCUCCAACGCCCCUCCCCUGCUCCCCUUCAAAGCAACUCCUGUUUUUAUUUAUGUAUUUAUUUAUUUAUUUAUUUGGUGGUUGUAUAUAAGACGGUUCUUAUUUGUGAGCACAUUUUUUCCAUGGUGAAAUAAAGUCAACAUUAGAGCUC
Molecule: messenger RNA, 670 nt
Organism: Sus scrofa (pig)
Lineage: Eukaryota; Metazoa; Chordata; Mammalia; Artiodactyla; Suidae
Gene: NPPB
Product: natriuretic peptide B
Biological process (GO): neuropeptide signaling pathway; cGMP biosynthetic process; receptor guanylyl cyclase signaling pathway
Cellular component (GO): extracellular region; cytoplasm
Molecular function (GO): hormone receptor binding; hormone activity
Source: RefSeq, marked provisional